Messenger RNA from Nannochloropsis gaditana CCMP526, 2080 nucleotides. RefSeq lists its product as uncharacterized. The coding region runs from base 122 to 2080 and encodes 652 amino acids. The record is from RefSeq and is a predicted model, not a curated record. The transcript is spliced from 3 exons.
CAGGAAUUGGUGCACUUAGGCUCAAUUCAAGAAUUGACAUCAAGUAUGAAUCUGGAGGAGGAAUUCUGAGGCGGCGACUUCCCUGAAGUUUAGCCUGGUGGCAACGCGGGCCGAAGUUGGGAUGGAUAGACCCACACCCCCUUAUGGCAGCCGUGAAAUUAGCGGAACAGGACAUGCUGAAGUUAAAGUGCGCCGUGACAAGCGGGAAGACGGAGUCCGAGGCGCCCUUGAAACGGGGGCCUCCGCUAUGGAGAAACGUCCGCAACAAGACAGAAUGCCAAUAGAUCCUGCAACGAAGCGUAAAAUAUGUGUUGACCACGUGUAUGCCGAAGAAGGGUGUAUGCGUUGGGGUUGUCCUUUUGCGCACGUUGAAAACACGUGUGGGAGGGGGAAAGCGGGUGGUAGGAAAAGUGGUGGGAACGAAGGCGAAGAAUUCGACGCGACGCGAAGUGCAAGACAGGACAUCAACAAUGACGAUCCUGGGCAACAAACAAGUAUAUCCACGCACCAGGGAAUGGACACGCACAAGGAGCCUGUUUCCUCUUCCUCCCUCGUAGCUCCCAGAGAACCCACCUCCUCCAAGCCCUCUACCCUCCCCAGAGGCGCAGAUAAACCACGCACGGGCCUGCGGAGUGGUGGUCAGAAGUCACAAACCGGCGAGCAUACGGAUAGAGGAGAUUUGAGCACAGGCAUAGAGGAGCAAGCGGAGCCAAGGACGGGCGUGGCGGAUGAGGGGGGUGGCGAGGAAGCGUCCGGGGGAGUGGGGGAGGAAGAAGGAGCGUUGGUCGACAAAAUUGGGGACUUGCACCUGAAAAAGGCGGUCGCCACGGAGAAGGAGGGAAGCGGAGAUGGAGGGGGUGGGCUGGGACCGGCAGGAGGGAGCGAGGGUGGCAUAUUCACAAUGGAAGCGGCCCAUCCGCCCUCCUCCACGGUGACCCUGCCGCCGCCGUUCCGUCUCGGUCCUGCCUCCCUCUCCGCUCCCCAACUUUGCCCGGGGUCCUCCUCUCGUGCCCUCGUAAAGCAGUCGUCGGACCCAGGCGCGGUCCCGGCCUCCCUCCCUGUGCUGGCUGACUCCUCCCUCAUCACCCCGGGAACAGCCCAGAAGCCCCCUCCUGGCUCGGACAAGCUCUCCACUGGCCUCUCUUUCCUCCCUCCCUCCUUCCCUCCCUCCUUCCACGCCUUCCUCCCUCCUCCCCUCCCUCCCCACGAGGCUCGAGAAAGGAACUGUCCCCGGGGCGCACGCCGGCUUUCACCCCCUCUCCCCGCUGGUCUCAUCGCGCGGUCGCCUUCUCUGGAAGACGGAAUGUCCUGGGUACCUCAUCCAUCAUACUUCCCUGUCCCUCAGGAGGAAGGGAGGGGUCGGCGGGUGGCGCGAAGGAAGGAGCGGGGACCUCCUCUAAGGAAGGGGAAGCAGCUCUCGGAGUCAGAAAUUGGAGACGGACCGGAGGAAGAUCCGCCUGAGGACGGGAAGGCGGAAGGCGGGGAGAAGGGAGAGGGCAAGGGAGGGGACAGGGGGGAUGUCUUCGUGCCCAGCCGGUCGCAGGAGUCGACGGAAGCCUCUCCCCUGCUUCGACAAAGUAGAGGGGUUGGUGGGGAUGGGAGGGAGAGGGGGCGGCGGGCGGCAGGAAGGCCGCAGGAGGGAGGAGGGGCGGUGGAGGCUCGAGAGGAGAGGAUUGCUUCUUCUUACCCUCGGAGUGCGGCGGCCCCCCUCCCUUCGCACGUACCACCUCACAUGGUCCCAACCAUCCCCACGCCUUACUUCCCUCCAGUGACCGAGGGCGCUUUUCCCCCUUCUCCGCCCGUUCCACCGGGAGCGUAUCCGUAUGCAUAUGGAGCGGCGUAUCAGCAUCCCUUCCUCCCCCCCUCCCUUCCUUCCCUUCCUCAUGCCUCUCCGUCCGGCGUCCCUUACCCCGCUGCGCCACCCUACGUCAUGUGGUACCCCUACGUCGCUCCCUCCUACGAUUCACACCUGUCCUAUCCCACAGCACACCUACCGCCCUACCCUGAGAACCCCUCUCGGCCCGGGCAGGGGCCGUGGGAGGGGGGGGAGACGGAGGGGGGGGGAGACGGACAUUAUUGA